Bombyx mori (domestic silkworm) is the source of this 6835-nucleotide messenger RNA. RefSeq lists its product as uncharacterized. The transcript has 7 exons. The record is from RefSeq and is a predicted model, not a curated record. NCBI's taxonomy places the organism in Eukaryota, Metazoa, Arthropoda, Insecta, Lepidoptera, Bombycidae. Gene Ontology annotation, cellular component: centrosome; early endosome; midbody. Gene Ontology annotation, biological process: positive regulation of cilium assembly; positive regulation of protein localization to cilium; regulation of cytokinesis. The coding region runs from base 35 to 1513 and encodes 492 amino acids.
CAAACAAAAGUCGAACUGUCAUUUUCAAUUUAUCAUGGCGGAGGACGAAGACGGUGUUUCGGAAAAGAACUCGCCCCAAAGUUUAAAUAAUGAGGAACAAGCACAAGAAACUGAGCAAAAUGCGUUACAACCUGACCUAGGUAUUGAAGUAGCGGGACAUGGCGAUAGUGAGAACGGCGUGGCAUCUCCCACCGAGUCAAAAAGACCGUCUUCCAAGUCGACGGGAGCAACGCGGAAGGAAGAGAAUCCGUUUUCGUUCCGGCAUUUCUUAAAGAGGGAUCUAUCGUUGCCGGGCACUUCAACUUAUGAGAACACGGGGGCUCGACCUAAGGUGUACGCCAAUACAGUGCAGCACUCGCCAACUCGGGUCGAAGGGCAUGCCGAGUCGCGCCGGGACAAGGUCCGAGCACUCGACACGCAAGCCAAAGAGAACAACGCCUGUGAUAAUGCGUCUUGUAGUAAUUCCGUAGAAAUACCUCUAAGUGUAGUGGAUAAUUCCGAUUCCAAAAAUAAUUUUUAUUCAGCCAGUAACAAUUCGCCCUAUUACCAUAAACCAAAUUUAGCUUCCGAGCCUUUAGGCAUGCCCUCAUUGCCUGACUUUGUUCAGGACCAUAUAUUAGUGGAACAGGCAUAUCUUAAUACCAAUGGACCUAUCUCUGUUGAUUUGGACAAUUUGCCAGACUUUACAUUUAAUACUAAUUUUAAUGCUGGGUCAUCAUCAUCUCUUGGUAGAAGGAAUAACAGUUAUGGAAGUAAUAGGGGGUAUGAUUAUGAGGAGUACAUGGGUGCAGUGUCAGCUUCGAAUGAUUCUGGAUCUGGACGAAAUAUUCCACUUGACCUGCCAGAGGGAGCUGAAGCUGCAGGGCCAGUACCACUGGACUUGCCUCCUCACUUGAGCCUGGACCUCACUGACUCUGUGAAUCCUAGUGACAGGAGAAAUGUGUCACCGAGAAAUACAUUUCCAUUAGAUCUGCCACCAAAUGCAGGAGCAGAAUCAAUGAGGUUACCAGAUUUUCUGCCCGUACACCCAGGAAGAACAUCCCCAGAGCCAGAGCACCAGGAUGAACAGCUUCAACAGAUCAUGUCUGAGCUUGAAAGGACCAGAUCGGAAUUGUUCACGGAGCGCAGCCGGCGAUGCAGAUUGGAAGAGGAAAUCUCCCGCCUGCGAGCCUCUGAGUCCGAUCUGCGAACUCGGCUCCGGGAUUGCACCCAGGACAGACAAUACAAAGGACAGCUUGACGCAGCCGUCUCCACUGUGGAGAAUAAUUUUAUGGAUGCUGCUGUGAGAGCAACAGAGGCUGAAUCUACAAUAGAAAGACUUAAAAAACAAAUAAAGAAAUUAAAGGAGGAGCUGGCGGCGUCGGAGGCCGAGGCGGCGGGUCUUCGCGCCGGGCAGCGGGGCGCCGCCGCACAGCUGCGCCGCGCCACCAGGCUCGCCGACACCUCGCUCAGAGAACUUUUGGCGGGACUCGGACAACUGAACACGCUCAGCUCGACGCUGGACCCGACAUGACGCGACCCGGCACGUCCGCUGUAGUCUAGCUCCGACCACAGAACAUAGUAAAUAAAAAACCAAUGUUGUCUAUGGUAACAAAGUGUGAAAUGUCUUAUGGCUUGGAAAAGGACUGAAAUUUGUUAACAUACUCGUAAGGCAAUUGUAGAUUUGAAAUUUGUUUUAUGUAUUGUACUGCAAAUGAGUUUUGUUCAUAAAUUUGAGCCACAAAAAUAAACUGUUAUUGGUUAAAUUAAAUUCAACGGCUGAGUUCACAAGCAGCACGGUGGCCGGAACUCCACGCACUGCAGCUCACCGGAUGAGAGUUUCUCUGCCUCUGUAGCAGUAGAGGGGCAGCAGACUGGUCUGGGGCAGACGCUGUCCCGGGAAGAACUACAGCUACUGAUGUUACUAAAUAAAACUCAUGGAUGUUGUUAUGCAGUAAUGUAUCGUCAACUAUUCGAAAUUAAUUCAAUGUUUAUUUGUUUGUAGGCCCUUUAAUUUCAGCUUUUCAAAAAGUCAAAAUGCCCUUUUAUUUAAAUUAAAAAUUUUAAAGACUCGAAUGAUUGAUCGAUGACGACCUGUAUUAUUCCUUCAAGGGAUGUCUAAUGCUUGUUAUACAUGCAGAUUUGUACGCAAGCUCUGGAAACUCUCAGAAUUAGUAAUCUUUGUAAUUUGAGAGACAAAGUCGGAAUUUCUAAUAGUUUUAAUAGUAUGUCAACAUUAGGAAUAACAAAAACUAAUCUUUUUACUUAUUCCAAACUGGCAAAUAAUAUCUGUUGCGUACAUUAUUGCAUGAAACAGUCCUAUUCUGUACAUAUUCAAUACUAUGCAUACGUGUGUUUCAACUGCCCGUUUUCGUAAAUAUUCCAAAGAGUGUGAGUGUAUCAUAAAUGUGUAGUUUUUAGUGUACUGUAGUAUCUAAUUUAAAAGAAUAAGAUUGUUUUAAAAUCAUUCUCAUUGAUGUUACAUUGAAUAGGGUCUUAGUGUAUUGGUCUAUGGAAGUAUGACCAGCAUCCUCGUGUGUGUUGUCAAUCUCCUCCAAUCGUAUAAUUGACGCAGUAUGUAUGCUCUAAAUCGGAUUUUGUCUUUUACAAUGACGGUCAGUUUCCACUACGGUCGUGUGAAAAUAUAGUGCGUCCUAGAACUACUUACAUUGAGUUUUGUAAGGCGUAAUCAUUUUUGUGAGAUCAGUAACGUGAUACCUCAAGUAUGAGCUAUAUUGUUUUGCAAACCAUACCCAGUGCCUAUUAAAGGUACCGUGUGCGAAAUAGAAUAUUUCAGAAUAAAAACUAAUCAUAUUUUUUUUUGCAUCUCCUGUGAAUUUGUUCCUUCGGCCUAUUUUUAUUUGAAACGGAUAUGGAAACCCGUUACAUAAUAUAAACUCUAAACUUUGAAAGUUAUUUUGAACUUGCAAACGAAUUGUGUAAAUAGAAUUUAUCGAUUAUUGGUUUUAUUAUUGUAAAGUAAAUUUAAAUAGUAGAUUUUCUUAACAUGUUGUGUAUAAGGAAACAAAAAUAGAUGACACACAAAAACGCUAAUUUGUAUUUCUUCAUUUCAUUAAUUAUUGAAAGAGAAAUUAUGCUUUAAAACAAAUUAACUAAGUUUCCAAACAAAAACUUAAUACUUAUUAACUUAUUAAUUUCAAAAAAGGCACUUGCCUUUUUACACCUUUGCCUGUAACAAAAACUUUUUGUUUUUUAUUUUGCACUUUAUGUCAAUACCGUUACCUCGGCUCCAAAGAGUAACUAUUCAGAAAAUAUUUUCUCAUAAAAUAAUUAUGUAGGUAAUUAAAUAUUAUAUAUUCUUUGUCAUUAUAAAUAGUUUUAGAAGACAAAUAAUACAAUAAGUUUUUUUGUUUUUUGUUGUUGCCUAAGAACUUGUGAAACAAAAUUUCAAUCUCUGGUUUUCAGUCAAUUUUCUCUUUGAAAAUUAUAGGUAAUAUUUACUGCAACAAUCACUGCUUAUUCUUUGGAGGGCAGGUACCAAUAACCUUUUUUUUUACUGUUGUAAUGCCCAAUGCUCUGGUGGCACUAUCGAAAAGAAAUCUAAUGUUAGUUUCGUAAUCUUAAGACCUAUUGCAGCGAUAUCUGCCGCGAGCCAGUCGUAAGGUUCACGCGUGCCACAUGCGGUAGUAGAAGUUAUAAUAAUAACUGACAAACAAAAAUUAAAAGCCUUUAUAAGUAAUGUAAAUUAUACGUUGUGUAUUUUGUAGCGACACGUGAUAUUGCGAUCAAGGGUUUCCUCAUUAAGAACGCAACGUUUAAGUAAAUCGUGUAUCCGAAUUUUAAUUACGAAAUUCAAAUGUAAAUAAUAGGCGGGUAGUUGUAAUGUUUGCGUUCAUUGUUUCCGUGCGGUCAUUCACCUCGCGCGACGCACCGUCCCGCCCCCGCCACUCGCCGUCAGCGGCCGGGGGUGGUCUUGUCAUCACACAUAUUAUGUAAAAUAUUUAGUGCCGUAAAAUGGGGGGAAUCGGGACACUUUUUAAGUUCGACAUUGAUCCUUAUCGGUUUCUUUUUGUAGUUAUUAUAGUAAUAAAACGGAGAUCAUAAUGGUUCCGAUAGUUUAAAUUUUCAUUUAUAAUGCGUUAAGAUAUAGUUUAUUAAAGAAUAAUCAUAAAAAGUUACAAAAACUCACUUUCCCUAUUUACCCAGGCGUUAGGGUGAAUCGGGUCGCUUAUGGGGACAAUAGAGUUUUUCGAUAGGGCUGGCACUAUUUAGUUGUUAGGUAGGUACCUAACUUUAGGUAAUUAACUUUUUAAUAUCUUUAACGAGUUACAAAACUUUGAUGACUAAAUUAAACUAUUUAAUAUUCUUAAACACUAAAUAAAAGUCAUUUUUUUUCCUACCGACGCCGAAAGUUUGGUUUUCGUCCCGCUGUACAGGGAAGAAAGUGUAACUUUUCCUCCUUGGGUACAAGUACGCAUGCGCGUUAGUGUCUACGUCUGCUCUCACGCGCCUAAAAUCUCCGCCAUUGUUGUGCUCGAGUAAUUUGCAAUAUUGUGUUUAGUGUAAAAGUGAAAUAAACAAAACGCAAUAAAAUUUAAUAGUGAAGUAUUAAACAAAUAUGAGUUCUUAUUCAAUUAGUAGUAAGUAGUUUAUUUAAAAAUAAAAAUAAAACAAUUUGUUUUUUUUAUAUGUAUGAUUGCAUGUAAAAUUGCUGCGGCAAACACGCGGGAGGAAAUGUCCAACUUUUCUCCCUUGGUGCACAAUGUACUAUUCACAGUUCAACAAAGUUAAAUCUAACAACUCAACAAAGGUAUUGUGACAUCACAGAUUUGUCCCUGUUCCCCCCCCCAUCUACUGUAGGUUUUCUGGUUGUGUGUCGCAAAGGCAGCUAAUGGACGUCCACCGCUUUCCCCGACGUCUCUAGAUUUCAUCAAUGCAUUUUUAAUAGGCAACCGGACAUUUGUACUACAGAAAUCUAAAAAAGACCUACAAUGUUACAAUAGUUACAACGGCUGGCCCCACCCUUCAAACAAAAACGCAUUACUGCUUUACGGCAGAAAUAGGCAGGGCGGUGGUACCUACCCGCGCGGACUCACAAGAGGCCCUACCACCAGUAACUGUAUAGAAUCUUUUUAGAUAUCCCAGCGAUUGCAGCUGAAAUAAUCAACUAUCUUGAAUAAUAUAUUCAUUUGAGUUAUUUGUACUAUAAAUAUUGUUAUAGUAAAUUUUUAUGAUACGCUAACUUAAUAAAUAGAUAUGUAGAUUAAAAAAAAUAAUAGGUAUUCACAUGUAUACAUAUAUUUAUAUAGAAUAUGAAUGAAUCGAUUGCAGAUGUUAUUGUGUUUUAGAUGGCAAUGAAAUAGAAACAUUUGGUUCUUUUUUAUGAUGAUAUUUUCUUCGGAAUCACAUGAUUUGAUUACCAAAAAUAUAAAACUAGCAUUAUCUGCAACCAACCUUGCAGGCACCUCUAUAAAACUUGUUGAAAACAAAACAUACCUAAUAUUCGGUCAAAUCCUGGUGCGUGUUGUCCCCCUACACUCUUAACUCGCGCGGAACACUCGGGUGUCUAUAAUGUUACACAGGAAUUCAUUCGAUAACUUGGUUAACGUAAAAUGGCCCUUUCUGAUAACGAUUUACGUUCAUACCCCAAUCUAGAUUCAUAGGACCAAUAAAUAGGUCAUAUCAACAUUUUCAACAUUAAAUUUAACAUUACAAUUUUUAAUUGGGUCCAAAUGUAUUAUUUGUGUGUCCAUACGAUAAUUUUUAGGUCAAGAUAUUUCAAACUAAAAAAGAUACUUAAAAACCGAUUCUGUAGCUUAAAGAUACAUCGUAUAACAAAAUAGCUAUAAAUAUAAAGUGUAUUCUUUUUUUUUUCUAAAAUACUUUUAGACAGUUCUGACAAUGCCCCACACUGAAUUCGCGACUUUGGGAAUGUUGGGAAUGGAAUGGCCAUUCAGAAGUGUAGAUCUCUAAAGUUCUCUAAAUGUUAUCAACAUAUAUUUUUUCUCUAUUUGAAUAUGUAUUGGUGAAAUAUUAAUAGUUAUUAGAAAUGGAUUGUGAUCAUACAUACAUUAAGUUAAGACUUCAAUUGAUUGGUGGUAAAAUGUACUCUUAAACUGAAGCGUCCGGCUUGAAAAGUGGUACAAUCGGAAUACCGCUGAGAGAUAACGUUGUGAUGUCUACGGACUUCACCGCUCGACACCGGGUGAGCCGCGUGACCCACCCACCCGCCUUAGAGAAAAUAAAAAUGCAAUCUAGCUGGGGUAUAAUUCGUCUUGGAACAAUCGUAUCCCAUAAUAUUACAAUGUGUUAAUUGCUAAUGUACAAAGUGAGUGUGUAUUUGCAUUGCUAUAAAUAAUGCUUAAAAUAGAUCUGUUUAGUUAAAAUAUAUUCUUCAAAAUUGGAUUCUUUGAGCAAUAAAAAGUGCUGUUCGAAUACUUUUGUAUAAAGUAUGUGUAUAAUAAAUAAGAAAAAAAAAAACAAAAUGUAAAUAUUUGUAAUGAAAUGAUUUAUUAAUUAUGUUAAUCGCUGCUGUUUGUUUACAAAUUACUAUCGUUUUUUUUCAACUAAAAAUAAAUAUUUCACAAAUCUAUGUAACAAAUAAAUUUUUUUUUAUAUAUUGGAUAAUUCAUAUCCUGAUACGAAUCCCAAAUUAUUGUUUUUUUUUUACAUAAAAUUUUCAUACAUAUUUUUUUUUAAUUAUAUGAAUGAAUAUUAUGUUCGUAAAACAUAUUUAGAUUUAAAAAAACAAAAACAAAUAUUUUGUUCGUUGCGGUGUUCGUACGUACCUACCCGGUGGCGUAUGUAUAAUGUUUAUGUUAAUGUAUGAAAUAUUAUAGGUACGAAAUGAAAAAAACUUGUAACUUAUGAGCCUGAAUAAAAUUUUGAUUUUGAA